Molecule: messenger RNA, 703 nt
Organism: Aspergillus saccharolyticus JOP 1030-1
Lineage: Eukaryota; Fungi; Ascomycota; Eurotiomycetes; Eurotiales; Aspergillaceae
Exons: 1
Coding region: 100-672 (190 amino acids)
Source: RefSeq, a predicted model, not a curated record
CCGCGUGAGACGGGUGAUGUACAUACAGUCUACGGCGUAGCACCGACCUAGCACAUGCCAACUUUGCUUGUGCUUCCAUUCAUCUGGUAAAGUGAAGUGAUGUGGGAGGCGCGAUUGUGGCUGGUCCUGAGUGGGCUCGAAAAGCACCAUUCAUAUUGCUCCGUACGUCUUGUUGUGGUGAUAGAGGCAUGUCGAGGUCGGAGAGCACCGGAGAUGUUGGCAGACAUGUCGGGUCUGAUCGGGUUCGCCUGUCUGACAGACAGACACACUGUCACUCCUGCUGCCCUGCUUAUCCUCACCCCGGCGAUUGGCAGUUGUUACACCAGUCAGCGACUCAGCGCUCACGAGCAGGAUUCCGGUCAUCUCCUAAUGGUGGGAAAAUGCCACGGCAAGCCCUUAGCCGGGUGUCACUUCAGUUACGUGUUUCCAUCCGAACUCGACCCAGGCCAGGCCAGGCUAGACCUGGUCAAUUACAAGAUUUUCUUACUGCGUUGGUUGAUACCGGCCAUUACGAAGGCAUAUCUCACCACGGAGACUAGUUUCUCCGUGGCUUGCUGCGCAGCACACACACACAGCCAAAGAACCGAAGAAAUCAUGCUCAGUUUCCAAGGCAAUGGCGUGGACAGACCAGAUGAUGAAUGGCUGUAUGCGAGCAUUUUCUGUGACCGAUAACAUGAAAUGCCGUCAUCAUACACACCACCAC